CAACCCCUUUCUUGUCAAGGAGGCUGGCCAGAGGACAGCUUUGAAUGCUUUAUUUCAGGAGUUUUCUUCCGUGGAUAAAGAUGCACAAGCUGGCAUUCACUGACAUAAAGACUUGAAUUUCUUUAUUUGUUGUGUAUGUAAGAGCAGGAAACAAAGGAAAGAGACCUUGCAGAUCUUCAGAUCAUCUCACCGGCCUCCGACCUCCUUCUGUAGAGAAGGCGAAUAGUGGUGGCAAGAUGAGAAACUUUGAAACCCUCUUCCUCCAGAUAUGAUUCUCCCUUCUACUACUGAACAGAAGUGAAGAGGAUGCCAGAGAAAGAGGUUUGCCUCUCUGCACUCUCCACACUGGCGAUCAGAAGUAGCUGAAGCCAUGACAGGAGCAAAGGGGAACCAUGCUCUGUUUGGGCUGGGUGUUUCUUUGGUUUGUUGCAGGAGAGAAGACCACAGGAUUUAAUCAUUCAGCUUGUGCCACCAAAAAACUUCUGUGGACAUAUUCUGCAAGGGGUGCAGAGAAUUUUGUCCUAUUUUGUGACUUACAAGAGCUUCAGGAGCAAAAAUUCUCCCAUGCAAGUCAACUGUCACCAACACAAAGUCCUGCUCACAAACCUUGCAGUGGCAGUCAGAAGGACCUAUCUGAUGUCCAGUGGUACAUGCAACCUCGGAGUGGAAGUCCACUAGAGGAGAUCAGUAGAAACUCUCCCCAUAUGCAGAGUGAAGGCAUGCUGCAUAUAUUGGCCCCACAGACGAACAGCAUUUGGUCAUAUAUUUGUAGACCCAGAAUUAGGAGCCCCCAGGAUAUGGCCUGUUGUAUCAAGACAGUCUUAGAAGUUAAGCCUCAGAGAAACGUGUCCUGUGGGAACACAGCACAAGAUGAACAAGUCCUACUUCUUGGCAGUACUGGCUCCAUUCAUUGUCCCAGUCUCAGCUGCCAAAGUGAUGUACAGAGUCCAGAGAUGACCUGGUACAAGGAUGGAAGACUACUUCCUGAGCACAAGAAAAAUCCAAUUGAGAUGGCAGAUAUUUAUGUUUUUAAUCAAGGCUUGUAUGUAUGUGAUUACACACAGUCAGAUAAUGUGAGUUCCUGGACAGUCCGAGCUGUGGUUAAAGUGAGAACCAUUGGUAAGGACAUCAAUGUGAAGCCGGAAAUUCUGGAUCCCAUUACAGAUACACUGGACGUAGAGCUUGGAAAGCCUUUAACUCUCCCCUGCAGAGUACAGUUUGGCUUCCAAAGACUUUCAAAGCCUGUGAUAAAGUGGUAUGUCAAAGAAUCUACACAGGAGUGGGAAAUGUCAGUAUUUGAGGAGAAAAGAAUUCAAUCCACUUUCAAGAAUGAAGUCAUUGAACGUACCAUCUUCUUGAGAGAAGUUACCCAGAGAGAUCUCAGCAGAAAGUUUGUUUGCUUUGCCCAGAACUCCAUUGGGAACACAACACGGACCAUACGGCUGAGGAAGAAGGAAGAGGUGGUGUUUGUAUACAUCCUUCUCGGCACGGCCUUGAUGCUGGUGGGCGUUCUGGUGGCAGCUGCUUUCCUCUACUGGUACUGGAUUGAAGUUGUCCUGCUCUGUCGAACCUACAAGAACAAAGAUGAGACUCUGGGGGAUAAGAAGGAAUUCGAUGCAUUUGUAUCCUACUCGAAUUGGAGCUCUCCUGAGACUGACGCCGUGGGAUCUCUGAGUGAGGAACACCUGGCUCUGAAUCUUUUCCCGGAAGUGCUAGAAGACACCUAUGGGUACAGAUUGUGUUUGCUUGACCGAGAUGUGACCCCAGGAGGAGUGUAUGCAGAUGACAUUGUGAGCAUCAUUAAGAAAAGCCGAAGAGGAAUAUUUAUCCUGAGUCCCAGCUACCUCAAUGGACCCCGUGUCUUUGAGCUACAAGCAGCAGUGAAUCUUGCCUUGGUUGAUCAGACACUGAAGUUGAUUUUAAUUAAGUUCUGUUCCUUCCAAGAGCCAGAAUCUCUUCCUUACCUUGUCAAAAAGGCUCUGCGGGUUCUCCCCACAGUCACAUGGAAAGGCUUGAAGUCGGUCCACGCCAGUUCCAGGUUCUGGACCCAAAUUCGUUACCACAUGCCUGUGAAGAACUCCAACAGGUUUAUGUUCAACGGGCUCAGAAUUUUCCUGAAGGGCUUUUCCCCUGAAAAGGACCUAGUGACACAGAAACCCCUGGAAGGAAUGCCCAAGUCUGGGAAUGACCACGGAGCUCAGAACCUCCUUCUCUACAGUGACCAGAAGAGGUGCUGAUGGGUAGAACUUGCUGUGUGGAUCAGGCUGAUAGAAAUUGAGCCUUUCUGCUCUCAGUGCCAAGCAAGCUUGACAGGCAGUGGAAUGAAGCGGCAUCUGUGGUUUUAGGGUCUGGGUUCCUGGAACAGACACAGAGCAAUACUCCAGACCUCUGCCGUGUGCUUAGCACACAUUUCCCUGAGAGUUCCCAAGUAGCCUGAACAGAAUCAACAGAAAUAGCUCCAUGGGCUGUCCAACAUUCAUGCACGCAUGCCUGUUUUGCACUAUAUAUAUGAAUUUAUCAUACGUUUGUGUGUGUAUAUGCAUUCAGAUAAAUAGGAUUUUAUUUUGUUCGAUACGAGUGAUUGAAACUCCAUCUAAAGCCCUUCUGUAAAGAAAUUUUGCUGCAUGUUUAUUCAUCAAUUCUAUAGAGGAGAAAUAUAGAAGGUGAGACAGAACAUAUGAUCUCCUGGGUCCCUACAGGACCCACUUGAAGGCAUGAACUAGGUAUAUGUUUCUAGACCUGCAGGUGAACAACAUGCAUGGUAUCUGUUGUUGGCAGAAAAUAUCACGACUCACAAAUGAAUUUAGUGAGCUCAUCCUGUGUCCAAGCUUCGAAAGGUCCAAUAUAGAAUGGUGGUCAUUCCCCUUGUGUCUAAGGGGCUGGGUGAGAGUUGUGCUUUCUUUCCUACUCACUACCAUAAGCGAAAGUCACAUCACAAGUCACUAGUGCCAGAAAAAAAAAAUACAUCAACACUCAGAGGGUCAAAAAUUUGAGUCAAGUUCUUCCAAAUUGUAUAUAACAGAGAGGACAGAGCCCUCCUCUUGGCUGGAACACUCUUUACAGGAUUCAGAUUUAGGAAUGGGAUAGAACUAAUUACGAUAUCUCCUUGUUUCCUUGGCUAGAGACCUUACCCGAGUCUCUGCAAGUAGAGACUAAUUUGUCCCAGAUCAUUAGUCCAAUUAAGACAAAGAAUGGGUUUGUAGUUGUCUACAACCUAGAGAGGCAGCAAUUAUGAAGCAGAGUGUGGGGCAUAAGGGCACCCAUUUGUUGACAAGCAGCAAGAAUACAACAGAUGCCAUAGCUUUGCAUGUCAUUUGCCUGCUGAGAGUGGUAUCCUGUAUGGACACUGAUUGGCCGAGUGGUCUUAGGGGAAGUCUUCCUUAGUAACAAGAUGAUGUGUUUAAGGGCUGGGUCGUCGUUUUGAUUAACAAAGUGAAUUUGAUGCUCAUGACUUGGUCUAUAGCUGAAACAGGGUUUGAGUUGAUGUGGCUGUUUAUGCCCUUUGAACACCACCUUUCCUGAUGGAACAGGGUGGCUCAUCAUGUGAGCAGUGAAGGCAGCACCUCAUGAACUGGCUCCCACAUCAUGAGUCACAUCCCCUGAGAACCAAAUGAGGUCCACAGGCAGAGUGGGUUAUCCACUGACAUCUGACCCAUUGGUGUCUGUGUGAAUUGCUCUUCUGAUCCUCCUUCGCAGAAGAACCACAUCAUAAAAACCACUUUGGCUUUGGCACUAACCAGCAUCCUGGCUGGAAAUCUCAAAGCUAAAGAGGAACCAAAGAGCAUAAAUUAUCCCUGGAGGAAGUUUUUGUGGGAAGGACCACUGUGGGAUCGCAGUGGGGAGGAACCCACACUUGUUGAACCACUGUGCCCUGGCUCUGGCCAGGCUUCCUGGGUUUCUUGUUAGCCUCUCUCAGAGAUCAUAGACUCAGAAACCUCUUCUGGCCAGUGCAGCCAGGUUUAUCUUGUUCCAAGAUAACUGAGCUCCCAAGCAUUUGGCUUUACAGUGCCUCAGACUUGUACAAAUAUGAAAGCAGAAAUAGCCAGUCCAUGUUUAUAGAAUGUCUUCUUUUCCAUAGCUAGGUCCAGUGAGAUGACAGGUAUGCAUUUGGGACAAACUGUUAUUAAUAUUUAUGCCUUGCAUAUCAACUAAAACAAGAGGAAUAAUCAAGACAAAAUUCCUGUGUUUGCAAGACUUUGGCUGAGCAGCUAGGCUCAGCAGAAUGAAAGCAAAGCCACGUUUUCUGGCUGCACCAUCUAGAUGAGGAGGCCAUGUAUCUUGUCUAUUGCUUCACAUACAUUGAACAAAUACAAUGGUAACCAUGCUUUAUUUCGGUAUAAGAAAGCAUCACCAUUUGAGUAUGGAUGGCACCCUUCUAGGACACACUGCAGACCUUUCCUUAUGGACCCUAUAUGGUCUCCCAGACAGUUCUCAGAGAGAAAGUUCUCAACAUUCAUGUUAUUCCAAGGUCAAUACCUCAAGUAAUAUAAAAUAAAUGCCCACAGUCCUGACUACUGGUUUGUUUUAUGCCAGCUUAAUACAAGCUAAAUCAGUUUGGAAGAAGGAACAUUGGCAGAGAGAGAGCCCCCACUAGAUUGGACUAUGGACAAGCCUGUGGUACAUUGUCUUGAUUCAUGAUCAAUGUGGGGGGUCACAGCUCACUGUGUACAGUGUCACCCCUGGGCUGGUGGCCCUGGAUGCUAUGAGUAAGCAGGGUAAAUAAGCCAUAAAUAGGAAACCAGUAAGCAGCACUUUUCCAUGGCUCUGCUUCAGUUCCUGUGCCCAGAUUCCUGGCUUGUACUCCCUGGACAAUGGACCUGAGAAUUGUAAGACUGAAUAAACCCUUUCCUUCUCAA
This is a messenger RNA of Mus musculus (house mouse), 4856 nucleotides long. It is a transcript of the gene Il18rap, whose product is annotated as interleukin 18 receptor accessory protein. Gene Ontology annotation, biological process: immune system process; cellular response to cytokine stimulus; interleukin-18-mediated signaling pathway. The coding region runs from base 393 to 2237 and encodes 614 amino acids. NCBI's taxonomy places the organism in Eukaryota, Metazoa, Chordata, Mammalia, Rodentia, Muridae. Gene Ontology annotation, molecular function: interleukin-1 receptor activity; NAD+ nucleosidase activity, cyclic ADP-ribose generating; interleukin-18 receptor activity. The transcript is spliced from 13 exons. Gene Ontology annotation, cellular component: plasma membrane; interleukin-18 receptor complex. The record is from RefSeq and is marked validated.